This is a messenger RNA of Salmo salar (Atlantic salmon), 5178 nucleotides long. RefSeq lists its product as uncharacterized. Gene Ontology annotation, biological process: regulation of transcription by RNA polymerase II. Gene Ontology annotation, molecular function: DNA-binding transcription factor activity; RNA polymerase II cis-regulatory region sequence-specific DNA binding. The record is from RefSeq and is a predicted model, not a curated record. Lineage: Eukaryota; Metazoa; Chordata; Actinopteri; Salmoniformes; Salmonidae.
GACGUAUAAUCUAGUGGACGGAACGAGUCUUCAACAAUAACAAGAACAGUUAGCCAGCUAGCCACCUCGGUAGCUUACUAGCCAACAUAGCCGAAAUAUUGGAGCUUUUUAGAAGCUUUCGACGUAUAUAUAAGCCACUGUGUUUUAAACACCUUUUUGUUGUUGUCAUCUAGCUGUUUUAAUUUAAUGUAAUAUUUACGUUGUUAGACAUCUAGCUAGCUGGUUAACUUAACAAUAGGACUAGGCUAACGCUAGCUAGCCUAGCUAGCUAACAUCCCCCGAACAUAAACUCACUAAGCUACUCCCCCAGCUGCUAAAGAAGAGGUCAGCUUGGACGGAGAAAGAGGAGAAGGGAAGAGAAAGAGGAGAAGGGAAGAGAAAGAGGAGACGGGAAGAGAAAGAGGAGAAGGGAAGAGAAAGACGCUUUCAGAGUGAAAGAGGAGGAGGAUGUUGACUACCGUGAAAGAAGACGAAGAUGCAGGUUUUUGCAUAAAGGAAGAGGAUGAUUUGACUGUCACAGUGAAAGAGGAGGGAGACGUUUUUGUAAUGAAGGAGGAGGAAGGGGAGAUGACUGUCACAGUGAAAGAGGAAGACGUUUUUAUAAUGAAGGAGGAGGAAGGGGACAUGACUGUCACAGUGAAAGAAGAGGAAGACAUUUUUAUAGAGAAGGAUGAAGAGGGGGAGAUUACUGUCACAUUGGAGGAGGAUGAAGAAGCACAGAAGACUGGAGAUCUGAUUAACACCAGUAAAUACAGAGAGAGACCAGCCUCUCACUCUGACAGACGGAAGAGUCCUUCAGUGGAACCAGACCCAGAGACGCCCAAACCAGCGAGACAACACCACUGCUUCCAGUGUAAUAUGAGUUUUAAGUGGUCAUGGAAGCUGAAAGAGCAUAAAAGGACACACAUAGGAGAAAAGCCCUUCCAAUGCUCCCAGUGUGGAAAGAGUUUUACUUUGUUAGGGAGCCUGAAAAAACAUAAGAGAAUACACACAGGAGAAAAGCCUUAUCACUGCUCCCAAUGUGGAAAUAGUUUUAUGUGGUUAGGGAGCCUGAACAAACAUAAGCGAAUACACUCUGGAGAGAAGCCUUACGCUUGUUCCCAUUGUGGAAAGAAUUUUCGAUUGUUAGAUACUCUGAAGGAGCAUGAGAGGACACACACAGGGGAGAAACCUUACCAUUGCUCCGAGUGUGGAAAUAGUUUUACCCAGUUAGGAAACCUAAACAAACACAAGAAAAUACACUCUGGAGAGAAACCGUACCCCUGUUCCCAUUGUGGAAAGAAUUUUAGGUUGUUAGAUAAUCUGAAAGAGCAUGAGAGGACACACACAGGGGAGAAACCUUACCAAUGCUCCCAGUGUGGAAAGGAUUUUACCCAGUUAGGGAACCUAAAAAAGCAUGAGAUAAUACACUCUAGAGAUAAGCCUUACCACUGCUCCCAUUGUGAAAAGAGAUUUACCCAGUUAGGGAGCCUGAACAAACAUAAGAGAAUACACUCUGGAGAGAAACCGUACCCCUGUUCCCAUUGUGGAAAGAAUUUUAGGUUGUUAGAUAAUCUGAAAGAGCACGAGAGGACACACACAGGGGAAAAACCUUACCAUUGCGCCCAGUGUGGAAAGGAUUUUACCAAGUUAGGGAACCUAAAAGAGCAUGAGAGAAUACACUCUGGAGAGACACCUUAUCACUGCUCCCAUUGUGGAAAGAGUUUUAUCCAGUUAGGAAACCUGAACAAACAUAAGAGAAUACACUCUGGAGAGAAGCCUUACCCCUGUUCCCAGUGUGGAAAGAGUUUUACCCAGUUAGGGAACUUAAACAAACAUAAGAGAAUACACUCUGCAGAGAAGCCUUAACAUUGUUCCAAGUUAGGGAACUUGAAAAGGCAUGAGAACAUAAACACACAGUUUGGAAAGCGUUUUAGUUAGGGAAGCUAAUUUUGGAAAGACAUUUUCCCCGCACAGAGGACCUGAAAUCACAUGAGAGAAUAGACAGGCUGUGUUCUGACUUGUGUUUUUUUGUUUGUUUGUUGAUGCCACAUUAAAUCAUAUUGUUUAUAUAAAAUCUCCCCCCCCAAAAAAUAGGCCUCUACUUUAGUUUUUUCCUUUUGAGACAUGAUUACAAUUACAAUAAAGUUACAUUUUAAAAAUGUGUAUUUUAUUUUGAUUAUGGAUUUGAAUCGAUUGAAUAGAAAUUUAAAACACAUAGAUUUUAAUGAUGUUGGAAAAGUUGUUAAAAUUGUAAUUAUUAAAUGGAUCGGCAUAAACAACCAUUUUAAAAUGUAAAAACAGGUUCUCUGGCAGAAAAUGCGUAUCAGCUAAUUUACAAUCAGGGAUUUACUUUGCUUUGCUCAAUUAAAGCGGUUAACCCUAUGCUUGUGUUGGUUGCUAGAGCAGUAAGCUGCUUGUGUUUUCCUGCUUGGCAGAGAUCUCAGGAAAAAGUAAGCAAAAUGUGAACCCACAAACCCAAAUCACAUAAGAAGUACAUGGCGUGUCUCACAAUCGAUUUUGUCCGUCACAAAUUUAGUAUGUUCGCUGUGACAAACUUUAUUAUUUUCGUAGAUUUGUGUUAUUCCACUAAGUUGUAUCUAGCGCUGCAGUGAGUGGAGUGGGGGGGGACGAACGGACGAACGGACCUCUGUGAUGUAGCUCUCUCUAAGUGAGAGAGGUGGACACUUUGACGGAGUCCAACAUUGUGUUCGAGGGGUUUAGGAACUUUUAGAAAUGCGCCAAUAUUCUUCCCCCUUCAAGACUGUUGAUUCGAGUCCUCCUGACUCGAGAUACACUUCUGUAAAGAACUGCAAUACUGCAGGAUGAUAAUGAGACUGCAAUGCUGCCAUCUGUAGUAUGAUAAUGAGACUGCAAUACUGCCAUCUGUAGUAUGAUAAUGAGACUGCAAUACUGCCAUCUGUAGGAUGAUAAUGAGACUGCAAUACUGCCAUCUGUAGUAUGAUAAUGAGACUGCAAUACUGCAGGAUGAUAAUGAGACUGCAAUACUGCCAUCUGUAGUAUGAUAAUGAGACCGCAAUACUGCCAUCUGUAGGAUAAUAAUGAGACUGCAAUACUGCCAUCUGUAGGAUGAUAAUGAGACCGCAAUACUGCCAUCUGUAGGAUAAUAAUGAGACUGCAAUACUGCCAUCUGUAGGAUGAUAAUGAGACUGCAAUACUGCCAUCUGUAGGAUGAUAAUGAGACUGCAAUACUGCCAUCUGUAGUAUGAUAAUGAGACUGCAAUACUGCAGGAUGAUAAUGAGACUGCAAUACUGCCAUCUGUAGGAUGAUAAUGAGACUGCAAUACUGCCAUCUGUAGUAUGAUAAUGAGACCGCAAUACUGCCAUCUGUAGGAUAAUAAUGAGACUGCAAUACUGCCAUCUGUAGGAUGAUAAUGAGACCGCAAUACUGCCAUCUGUAGGAUAAUAAUGAGACUGCAAUACUGCCAUCUGUAGGAUGAUAAUGAGACGGCAGUAUUGCAAUCUGUAGGAUGAUAAUGAGACCGCAAUACUGCCAUCUGUAGGAUGAUAAUGAGACUGCAAUACUGCCAUCUGUAGGAUGAUAAUGAGACCGCAAUACUGCCAUCUGUAGGAUGAUAAUGAGACUGCAAUGCUGCCAUCUGUAGGAUGAUAAGGAGGGUUAAACCUUGUAAACAUACCAUAUUCUUUCCACAAUAUGGUCAUUAGGCAAUAUCAACGUUGUCGGUCCUACAUUUAGGUGUCCCUGUAAUAUAGUCUAUACAUUAUGGUCAUUAGUCAAUAGCACUGUGUUUGUGUGCAAGGCUGAAGAAAGAGAUAUUUCCGUAUUCAAUUCAUUCUUCAGUAAAUUUAGGAUUUUAAUUUCCUGAUCAGCAUUUUGUACCGGAGAACCUGUUUUUUAAAAAAAUGGAAACGGUCUCUUAUGUUCGUAAGCAUGGACCCAAUGUGUAUUUCUUAAUUCUAAACCUCAUGAAUUUAGUAAAAAUGUUGGUUUCUUUGAAUUAAAUUUGUGCACUAAGGGGGGGACCUCUAUUCAGUCUGUAAUGUUGAAGUGUCACAGGUUCUGCUAUGAAAAAAUGUUAAAGGUAAUUUCGCAUUGAGCCGACACGUACAGGGUUAACCUUGAAUGCAGUGUCCGCUGAAGCCCAGGAACAUUCCCUUUAAAAUUUCAAUCACACUGUAAAGCUGAAUUUAGGCGUAGUGGAUUGAAUAGAGCCCCUAGUCUUCACGCUAAAGUUGUAUGAAAAUGUGAUGACGUUGUUCUGAUAACGAUGAUAAGUUGUUGACAAAAAAAACAUUUACUAGCUACUUCAUGAGUGUUUCCCAUCAGUAUUAUUAAAAUAUUUCCUAGCUACUUCAUGAAUGUUCCCCAUCGGUAUUAUUAAAACAUUUCCUAGCUACUUCAUGAGUGUUUCCCAUCAGUAUUAUUAAAAUAUUUCCUAGCUACUUCAUGAAUGUUCCUCAUCGGUAUUAUUAAAACAUUUCCUAGCUACUUCAUGAGUGUUUCCCAUCAGUAUUAUUAAAAUAUUUCCUAGCUACUUCAUGAAUGUUCCCAUCGGUAUUAUUAAAACAUUUCCUAGCUACUUCAUGAAUGUUCCCAUCGGUAUUAUUAAAACAUUUCCAAGCUACUUCAUGAAUGUUCCCCAUCGGUAUUAUUAAAACAUUUCCUAGCUACUUCAUGAAUGUUCCCAUCGGUAUUAUUAAAACAUUUCCUAGCUACUUCAUGAAUGUUCCCAUCGGUAUUAUUAAAACAUUUCCAAGCUACUUCAUGAAUGUUCCCCAUCGGUAUUAUUAAAACAUUUCCUAGCUACUUCAUGAGUGUUCCCCAUCAGUAUUAUUAAAACAUUUCCUAGCUACUUCAUGAGUGUUCCCCAUCAGUAUUAUUAAAACAUUUCCUAGCUACUUCAUGAGUGUUCCCCAUCAGUAUUAUUAAAACAUUUCCUAUCUACUUCAUGAAUGUUCCAUAUGUAUUAUUAAAACAUUUCCUAUCUACUUCAUGAAUGUUCCAUCUGUAUUAUUAAAACAUUUCCUAUCUACUUCAUGAAUGUUCCCAUCUGUAUUAUUAAAACAUUUCCUAGGUACUUCAUGAAUGUUCCAUCUGUAUUAUUAAAACAUUUCCUAGGUAUUUCAUGAAUGUUCCAUCGGUAUUAUUAAAACAUUUCCUAGCUAUUUCAUGAAUGUUCCCCAUCAGUAUUAUUAAAAUAUUUCCUAUCUACUUCA